Messenger RNA from Callorhinchus milii (elephant shark), 1174 nucleotides. RefSeq names its product ubiquitin conjugating enzyme E2 U. The coding region runs from base 87 to 1076 and encodes 329 amino acids. The transcript has 11 exons. NCBI's taxonomy places the organism in Eukaryota, Metazoa, Chordata, Chondrichthyes, Chimaeriformes, Callorhinchidae. The record is from RefSeq and is a predicted model, not a curated record.
AUCUAUCUAUCUUUAUUAUUAUGUUGUUUGGCUGAGGAAUGAAGGAUUGUGUGGUGGGCUGUGAGUGAGGAGGUGACGGAGGUGCCAUGCGUUCCCGAGCCUCGCUGCUGCUGGAGAGAGAAUACCUUCAGCUUCAAACCUCCCCGAUCAUCGGAAUGAUUGCGUCUCCUCAUGAGGACAACUUGCUGGAAUGGAUGGCCACCAUCCAGGGGCUGAAGGACACCCCGUGGGAAGGUGCUAAAUAUAAACUCUCGCUGAAAUUCACCGAUGAUUACAACUCUGUUCCCCCCACUGUCACCUUCCAUACCAUCCCUUUUCAUCCCAACGUGGAUAAAGCCACGGGCAGACCCUGUAUCGGGUUCCUCGAUGAGCCCCGACUAUGGAAGCAAAGCCUGACGGUCAGCAGUAUCCUGCUCGGCAUCCAGGUGCUGCUGUCUAACCCGGUGCUGGAGAGAGCCGUCAACACAGACGCCGCGGAGAUCCUAAGGUUUGACCCAUCUCGUUACUGGGAGAUCGUUCGCGAUUGUGUGCGGAUUAGCCACGGGCCCAGGCCAGAUGUGUGUUCUUCCACUGUGGCUAACGUGUGCUGCACCCCACUGCCGCAACCCCCCCCGACGAUGGACGUAAAGAGCAGGAUUAAGAAGGUGCCGUUUGAUGACUAUCUGAGGACCUGGACUGAAAUCGCCACCUCCAGAGCCUGUCCCAGCUCCAAGAAUUCACUGUUGGAGUCGCUGCAGUUCUAUCCCAGUUUACAGAGGAUGCAUUACAGACUGCCGCGGGAGAUCCUAGAGCAGGCGAUCGAGGAACAGAAUGAGGAGUUCAGCGCCAUCAUGUUCGGGAGGUUCGGGGAGCUGAGGAGAGCCAGCCCCACUGUGGAUGAGAAAUUGGCUCGGAUCAGCCGCAUGAAACACAUCUACAUCCAGGAAAGCCCCGUGCAAUGGAGCCCGGUGCCCACACAGGUAUCAGUCCGGUCAGAAGCGAGCCGGGAGGAUGAGGCCGAGGAGUGGGAGAGGGAGGUGGACGGUUUGGUGGCCUGGACUUCAAAGCUGGACUCCACUGAGCUGGAAAAUAGCUGAGCACCAACAUCGGACUCUGCGGAAACUUCCGAAGGAAAGGAGAACCAGCAGCGGCUGUGAGGCCCUGUCCACUCCCGGGAUUUUAACCAUGACAUUCC